CAAAAAGAGUAGCAAAACAUUUCGGCCCAAAAAGAACAUCAGUGAGGGUUCAAAGCAGUAUCAGCUGAAAAAAUAUGCUGAGGCAACUUUGGGCUCUGGCAACCUACGCCUAGCUGUCACACUUCCAGAAGGAGAGGACAUACAUGAGUGGGUAGCCGUAAAUACUGUGGACUUCUACAAUCAAAUCAAUAUGCUUUACGGCACUAUAACCGAGUUUUGCACCCCAGACGAGUGUCCUGUCAUGUCAGCAGGUUUAAGGUACGAGUACUUGUGGGCGGAUAAUGUAACUGUAAAGAAGCCAAUCAAGUGCAGUGCGCCGGAGUAUGUAGACUAUCUCAUGACAUGGGUGCAAACCCAGUUGGAUGAUGAGCUCAUCUUCCCUUCCAAGAUUGGCGUGCCCUUCCCGCGGACGUUCAUGUCGGUUGCAAAGAACAUCUUAAAACGACUAUUCAGAGUGUAUGCCCACGUGUACCAUUCUCACUUCAACAAGAUUGUAUCUUUGGGUGAGGAGGCGCAUCUGAACACUUCUUUCAAGCACUUCAUAUAUUUCGUUCAGGAAUUCAAUCUCAUAGACAAGAAGGAACUAGCACCUUUGCAAGAGCUUAUCGAUACGCUGCUGGCCAAAGAUGCCGCUGCAUAAUUUACUACCAACCUUAGAACCGUGAAUAAAGACAUAAUUGCUAAAUAGUUG
Molecule: messenger RNA, 691 nt
Organism: Sphaeroforma arctica JP610
Lineage: Eukaryota; Ichthyosporea; Ichthyophonida
Exons: 6
Coding region: 191-640 (149 amino acids)
Biological process (GO): signal transduction; positive regulation of protein phosphorylation
Cellular component (GO): cytoplasm; nucleus
Molecular function (GO): protein kinase activator activity
Source: RefSeq, a predicted model, not a curated record